Molecule: messenger RNA, 3113 nt
Organism: Gigantopelta aegis
Lineage: Eukaryota; Metazoa; Mollusca; Gastropoda; Neomphalida; Peltospiridae
Product: piggyBac transposable element-derived protein 4-like
Exons: 2
Coding region: 1067-2797 (576 amino acids)
Source: RefSeq, a predicted model, not a curated record
UUAGCCAUAUAGUCAUAGAUUGUGUGCUCUUUCAGCCAUAUAGCUACAGAUUGUGUGUGUCACAGAAAAGAUUAGUUUCAUGUAUUUUAUGAUGUUAGAGGGGGUUUAUAUAAUAAAUGCCCAAUAUUUUGUCCAUAUCUGGUAGAGCAUGAGCAUACUGGGUAAAUUGUGAAAACGUUGUCAUAACUUUUUAUGAGCAGUAUAUUGAGUUUCUUCAGUGGGAAAUUAAGCUGCAGGUAAAAAGCAUGCAGGCUGUGGGAAAGGUAAAUGUCACCUGUCUGUUCAUCAGUGCAUUUGCCAAGAAGGUUUCCAGCAGGCAAGUUGACUGGGAAAUGGCUCUUAGGAGCUUUUUGGGUUUGAGCGUGAGCCAGAACCACGAGAACCUUUGGGUUGGAGCGUGAGCCAGAACCAUGAGAAGUAUGUGAGCUACGAGAGCUAUGAUAGCUAUGUGAGCUAUAACUGGGUGUGAGGGAUGACACAGAUGUGGCCAGCGGAACUGUAGGAGAACCAUCUGCAAGAGAUGUCUACAGACUAGCGUGGUGGCGGACUGUUAUUAGGAUAUCUGCAAGAGAUGUCAACAGCCAACCAUCCAAGAUGUGCUAGUGUCUGGUCGUCAUCAAGAUAUUGAUAGUAUUCGCAAUGACAGUGAAUUUCAGAUGAGUUUAUACUGAUACAACCUGAACUGAUUUAAAAUGAUUAUUUAACUAAGGCUCGAACAUUGACUAGAAGCUAGUUGGCUCAGACUGGUUUACCAUGGACACCAGAAUACAGUUUUUUUGGGGGGUUUAAUUUAACUCUCUCCGUCCGGUUGUCGAGUGUACUCGACUUUAGCCGUUUCACUGUGAAAUCCGGUUGUCGAGUUCACUCGACAAUCGAAGUAAGGUAUUCCCUGAUUACUAUAAAUAGCCCUGUAUAGACUAUUUAUAAGCUACCUUCUGCGCAUGUACGGAUGAAUGGUCCAACUUCCUUCCUGUAUCGAAAAAUCUAAUGCUUACAUGAAAUUUUUUUACUUUUUUAUCUGUUGAAAUCCUUUAUCGCGAAUCGAUUUUUUUUGGCCCAAAUAAACAUGGCGGCCGACGAAGAUGCUAUUUGGAGAGAAUUCUUUGAUGAUAGCGAUUCAGAUGAAGAUUUGUUUGAAGGUUUUAUGGCGAGUGAUAUCGAUGGAGAAAUGGAUAGUGAAGAUUUUUCGGAAUCUGAUGUUGACGUUCCGACACCAGGUGUUUCAUUAUCGGAUUCGUUUGAGGAUUCUUGGCUUCCGCGAUUCGACAAACGGACCGGCGUUUUGCUCGAUACAGAUGGAACAGAAACUGCGUUUGAAAUAUUUUGUAAGUUUCUUGACGAAGAUUUCAUUUCGAUGCUAACAAUUCAAACGAACUUGUACGCAGAACAGUAUUUUGAAAAGCACCCCAAAGAUACAUUACCGCCUUGUUCUACAACACGUGGAUGGGUACCUGUAGUGAACACUGAAAUGAAAUCAUUUUUGGGCAUUUUGUUGUUCAUGGGCGCUGUCAAGUUGCCCAAUUAUGCUUCCUAUUGGUCAACAAAUGCAUUGACCCAAAUGAAAGGAUUUCGAGAGAUCAUGAGCCGUGAUCGCUGGCAAAUAAUAUGGAUGUUUUUCCAUGUGUGUGAUAACACAACAAACCUUCCAAGAGACCAUCCAAACCAUGACCCAACUUUCAAAAUCCACCCUGUUGUUGAUAAACUGAUUGAAAGAUUUCGCGACAUUUAUUACCCCGAGAAAGAACUUUCUGUGGAUGAAAGCCUUAUUGCAUUCAAGGGCCGUUCAUCUAUGGGUCAGUAUAUGCCACAGAAGCCACAUAAAUGGGGACUGAAAGCAUGGGUACUGUGUGAAUCCUCGACAGGAUAUUGCUACAACUGGUUUAUGUAUGUUGGACGAAAACAAAACACAGAGGUGGGACUAACUAAUUCAGUUGUCAUGCAGUUGUGUGAAGUUGUCAAGGAUGCAGGACAUCAUGUAUACAUGGACAAUUUUUUUUCUUCACCACAAUUGUUCAAAGAUUUAUCAGAAUGCAGUGUUGGAGCUUGCGGCACUCUACGGGCAAACCGACGCGGAACUCCGCCUCAAAUACAGAGAGCUAAGUUGAAAAAAGGAGACGACCCAAUGUUUGUUCGGGACGACAAGUGUUUAUUCAUUGCCUGGAUGGACAAGAAGCAGGUAAAUGUGCUGUCUACCAUCAACAACACCCGUAUGAUGAUCAAGUACAUUCGAUGCAGGGACCCAGCCAAUAACAACAGGAGAGAGAUCAACAAACCAAAAGCUAUCGAGUGUUACAACCAGUUUAUGGGUGGAGUGGAUUUAUUGGAUCAAAAGAUUUGGACCUAUCUUGGUGUGCACAGAACAGUAAAAUGGUGGAAAAAGGUGUUCCUCUAUUUAUUGGAACUGGCAUUUGUGAAUUUCACAGUUGUCUGGAAACGGUUGCAUCCAGGUGUGAAACUGGACAAAUACAAACUACGUCUUUCCAUCAUUUCGUCGCUUGUAGCAACACACGAUCGUGCCACAACUGCCAAGCCAAGAUACAGCAUUGACGAUGUUCCAACAAGACUGGAAAACAAACGCCAUUUCACCGGGAUCAACAACAACAAGACAAAAAGUGGAGCUCAGGCAUUUCCGGAUUGUGUUGUGUGUUCGGAUCGAAAAGUUCCAAAAGGUCGACAUCAAACACAGUAUAUCUGCAAACAAUGUGAUAAACCUAUGUGUCCUUAUCCUUGUUUUGAAAGGUACCACACAUUGCUGAGUUUCAAAAUUCAGUGCACAAAGGACUUGCAUAAAGAGUAACUGACAAAUAAAACAUUGUGCGAGUAGAAAUGUGGCAAAAUUUGUUUACCGUGUGUAUUUAUUUUUUUCAAAUUUAUGUACAACAUUUAUAAUUUCAAAAAAUUUCACUACAAAUAUUUACAAUUGUAGAAAAUUAUAUUAGUAAUAAAUCUUUCAUUACAUGUUGUGGUAUUAUUCCAAUAAUUAAUAAGUUAUAAUCAUUUUUAAUGAACCACUACUAAUUUCCUCCAUUUCACAAAAGGAGCCAGUUUUUGGAACCUGGUGGGCAAAAUUUUGUCCAGGUUGGAGAGAGUUAAGGUUGGGGUAGUGAUGUUUG